Messenger RNA from Leptidea sinapis, 1197 nucleotides. Its product is annotated as cytochrome P450 4C1-like. The record is from RefSeq and is a predicted model, not a curated record. Gene Ontology annotation, molecular function: iron ion binding; monooxygenase activity; heme binding. Bases 1 to 1197 code for a protein of 398 amino acids. Lineage: Eukaryota; Metazoa; Arthropoda; Insecta; Lepidoptera; Pieridae. The transcript is spliced from 9 exons.
AUGGUGGAAAGGAUAAACGAAGGGUUAACGAAUCCAGCAGACAUUGAAUAUGUUUCGAAAAAUUGCUUGGAGAAAGAUCUAUUAAUUAUGAAGAGUGUAAAAGGAAUCACUGGUGAUGGUGGAAUUUUCGCCCCUGUUUCAAUAUGGUCUAGAAAAAGAAAGGUGAUUAUUCCUGCGUUUAGCCCCAAAAUACUCAAUAGUUUUAUGGAUAUAUUUUCUCGAAGAUGUGCGGAUCUUGUUGAUAAACUUAAGGACUUGAGUGGCACCGGUACAUUCGAUAUUUCGCCUAUUAUCAACAAUUUCACAUUAGCGUCAAUAGCUGAAACAUCAUUGGGUAUAAGGAAUCUAGGUGGAAUGAAUGAUGUAGUUGUAUCAGACUUUCUUGAAUCCGUUGAAAAGGUUUUUAAACUGGCUUCAAACAGAACAUUUUCCAUUAUACGAAAAAAACGCAAUGAAUUAAAACAUGUUGAUUUAGAUGCUUACGAAAAUCAAACAGUUUUUGGGCAAGACGAUAAAGUGGAUUCAUUUCUAGAUCAUCUUAUACUAUUAUCCCAGCGACAGAAUGGUUUCACAGACACAGAACUGCGUGAAGAAAUUACAACGUUUAUACUAGCUGCUACAGAUACAACGGCGAUUGCAAUUUGUAACACGCUUUUAUUAUUAGGAAAAUAUCCAAAAAUUCAGGAAAAAGUUCAUGAAGAAUUAGUACGUGUAUUUGAGAACGCCAAUGAAAAAUUAUUUAAAGACAUUUUAAAUGAUUUGAAAUAUCUGGAUAUGGUUUUGAAAGAGUCUCUUCGUCUUUAUCCACCUGUACCGAUGAUUACUCGGAAGGUAACUGAAGAAAUUAAACUACCAUCAUCUGGCUAUACUAUUCCUGUUCAAACUGGUUUAGUUAUUUCAAUUUGGGGUGCACAUCGUGACCCCAAUUACUGGGGGCCUGACGCUGAUUGCUUCAAACCGGAGAGAUUUAAAGCUGGAAGUAAAACUGGGCUCUUCAUUCCAUUUAGUACAGGACCAAGAAACUGCAUUGGUUACCAAUAUGCAAUGUUAACAGCGAAAAGUGUUAUUGCUUCAGUUCUACAUCAAUUUAAAGUUGUCGCUGAAGAAGAAGAUGGUCCAAUUCCUAAAAUUGAAUGUAAAUUCUCUCUGAUGUUAAAAGCUAAGCAUGGUUAUCCUAUCAAAUUAGAACUUAGAUAA